CCGCCACAAAGCGAUUUGAAUUGUGCUUCGAUCCCAUCAGUCGCCUGUCGCCAAAACCCUUGUCCAACUCGUCUCGGACAUUUGCUUCUAACAGAAGUGAUUUUUUACGUCGGUGGAACAUCCUUCGACGCAGAUCAGUGCUUUUUCGACGUUCUUAUCAGUGUUUAAUAAAUUUGCCUGGAACACGGCGCAACCCCGCCAAAAUGUCGUUAACAAAUUGCCGCUUCUACGAGGAGAAGUUCCCGGAGAUUGACAGCUAUGUUAUGGUCAAUGUCAAGCAGAUCGCCGAGAUGGGUGCGUACGUGAAGUUGCUGGAAUAUGACAACAUCGACGGAAUGAUUUUGCUUUCUGAAUUGUCGCGAAGACGUAUUCGUAGUAUUCAGAAGCUCAUCCGUAUUGGACGCAACGAAGUCGUUAUUGUGCUCCGUGUGGACAAGGAAAAGGGAUAUAUCGAUCUUUCCAAGCGCCGAGUUUCCCCUGAAGAUGUCACCAAGUGUGAGGAGAGAUAUAACAAGAGCAAGGCAGUGCACUCUAUCUUGCGUCAUGUUGCGGAGGCUACCCAGACUCCUCUCGAGACCCUAUACCAGAAGAUUGCAUGGCCCUUGGACCGGAAAUACGGCCACUCGCACGAUGCGUUCAAGAGAUCUAUCACAAACCCCGAUGCCUGGAAUGAGACCGAGUUCCCCAGCGAGGCCGUCAAGAAGGAGUUGACGCUGUACAUCAGCAAGAAGCUUACUCCCCACCCAACAAAGGUCCGUGCCGAUAUCGAGGUUACAUGCUUCGGCUAUGAUGGAAUCGACGCCGUCAAGGAGGCCCUGCGCACCGCCGAAGCCGAUAACACCGAAGAAAGCCAGGUCAAGGUUAAAUUGGUCGCCCCUCCCCUCUACGUUUUGACAAGCCAGUGCUUGGAUAAGUCCACCGGUAUCAAGAUGCUCGAGGAGGCUAUUCAGAAGAUCGAGGCCAACAUCAAGAAGUCGGGAGGUGCAUGCAUCACCAAGAUGGCACCCAAGGCCGUCACAGAACACGACGAUGCCGCCCUUCAAGAGCUCAUGGAGAAGCGUGAGCGUGAGAACAUGCAGGUCAGCGGAGACGAGGACAUGUCCGACAGUGACGAAGGCGUUCCCGAAUAAACUGUACGCAGCAGCAAUCAAAUGGCGACUUCUUAGCCGCAAGAAGCUGGGCAAGCAACCGAACUGUCUGCGCACGCUUCGAAAAGCACGAAAAAAAAAAACGAAGAACGGACGGUGGGGAACGAAGAAAAAAUUGAGUUUCAAUAUGACAUGAGUAAUGAAACGGGAGACGGUUUAAUGUGCUCACGAGCGGAAUCGGGGUCAGGAGCAGUGUCCAAGGCAAUGAUGGGGGUGUGUUGCUCUCAGUUAACUCUGAGAAUGACUUAUCCGUGAGAUGCCAUGCCACCAACACUGCUUUCCGUAUGGUGUCGAUUCGCCAUGUCAUUUGGGUGUUCCUUUUACAGCUGAACUCUGG
Aspergillus wentii DTO 134E9 is the source of this 1485-nucleotide messenger RNA. RefSeq names its product translation initiation factor eIF2 subunit alpha. Lineage: Eukaryota; Fungi; Ascomycota; Eurotiomycetes; Eurotiales; Aspergillaceae. Bases 204 to 1130 code for a protein of 308 amino acids. The transcript is spliced from 4 exons. Gene Ontology annotation, cellular component: multi-eIF complex; eukaryotic 48S preinitiation complex; eukaryotic translation initiation factor 2 complex. Gene Ontology annotation, molecular function: RNA binding; translation initiation factor activity; ribosome binding. The record is from RefSeq and is a predicted model, not a curated record.